AUGGCGACUUCGUUAGCAACAGAUCACCCAUCAUUAGCUUCACAAGACAGCGAUGGACAAGAGCAGGAUCCCUUCCUUUCUAGUUCGACAAGCUCAAACCCUCAUCGAUUCUCCCAUUUCGACAACCAGCUCUUUGCCUUGAGCCCCGCCGCAUCUCCCGACCAGGCCAAGCGGGCAUUAGAAGCCCAUCUCGCCGAGACCGAACGUCGGAUUCAAGAUGCCUCAAAGCUGGGAACCACCCUCGUGCAGCAGCGGAAGGAAUUGGCAGAGCGUUUGAAAGACGUUGAGAAGCAGCAAAGUGAGGGAGACAUUACCCCCGAAUUACGCCAGAAGCUGGUCGAGAUUGAAAGGGAAUACAAUGAGCACGCAAGCCCGUCGAAGUUUGAAAGCCAGGCCACCAGCUCACCCACCAAACUCAGCGUCCCAAGCCGGAAGCAGCGAAAUCAGCCCUCCAACCGUGUCCACGAUAUUGAAUUCGCUACGGAAAUUAGUACAUCUCUCUUAUCCCAAGUUCGACAUCUACAAGCACUGUUAGCGGAGAAGGAAGAUUUGCUAAAGGCGGUCACGCUUGAAAGGUCCAAUUUGGAGAUCGAGAGAGAAGGCCUGACCGAACGCUUACGGGAACUGGAUGAGAGUGAGCAAAGGUAUAAAGACGAAAAUUGGAAUUUGGAGACACAAGUACAUGAACUUCUUGCCACGACAAAAGAGGCGGCGGAUAGGGAGCAAAAGUUGACUCAAAAUCUACAAGUGGUUCAAGCCGAGAAGUCUGCCGCACAGAAAGAGCUUGAUGAGAUCAAGCUGAGCCACGCAAAACUUUCCGAGGAGCACGUAUCCGGUCUGAAACACCAUGAUGUUGAGCUAGGAAGUGUUAAGCGAAGCAUGAUAGUGGCCGAGAAUGAGCGCGGAGCUUUGCAGCGUAAAGUCGACGAAUUAAUCGGUCAAAAUCAGGAACUUGCUAGAGCUGUCGCGGAACGACGGGGGCGAACAGAUGAACAGGAGCAAACCCGAGGGUUGACUGACGAGGACUUUGAGACCGCACGUGAUGAUAUUACUCCUGAGCACUCUCCACCACCUUCCCCUAUUAAAGGGACCCCACGCCACAGCAUGCUGGAGACAGAAACCCUCAAAAGCUCCCUGCACCAUGCUCAUCGGAUGAUCCAGAACUUGAAAGGCAACAUUCACCGCGAGAAGACCGAGAAAUUGGAAUUGAAACGGAUGCUCCAGGACGCCAGGGAUGAAUUAGAGACUCGCCGAAACGAUGGAGGACUAGGAUCCGCCAACGGGAAGAGGAAUCGUAAAGUGGACUCGAGAGAAUUCAAAAAGCCCCUAAAGCCAGGCCAGCUGGGUGGGCUGAGAAACAGCAGAAGCGAAGUUUUCGUUGAUGAUCCUGACUGGGAAGAAGAUAAUGGCAAUAUCAGCCCGAGCCGCUCAGCAGCAGCCAAUGCAGCUCGUGUUGCCACUGCUGCGGCUUCCGUGCCUAGCUCUAGUGAGCAGUUUGACACCGCCAACGAGACUAGCGAUGCUGCUUUCGAGACCGCGAACGAACGUGGCACGGAGACGGAGGAUUUCCAGACCGGCGCGGAGGAUUUAAGUGGCAGUGAUGAGUUGACAGAGACGGAGGAGGCGGCUAGUGGUACUACCCGCAACAGACCCGCGCCUCUUGCUCUCCAGAAGCCAGGAAAUCGCCACUCCUUCCAAAGCACUGCAUCAACAUCAGGGGACGAGUACAGCUAUGAGGAAGCCAAGACGCCAACUGCCCAGCCACAACCACAGCGGCUCAGACUAAAAGUCAGUCGCGGUGGUAACAGGCGCUCCAGGGUUGCUAGCGAAGAGCCUCAGUUUCAGAGCAGCCCAGCAAGUUUUGCCAACAGCAGCAGAAAUGGUACUCCCCAAGCUGCCGGCCAAAGUUUGUUUGCGGAGUUGGGUGAUAUGGGUGGCAGUGAUGAAGAUGAAUCACUGCUAGGUACACCUAGUCGUAGUGUGGCCCAUUCGCAGUCAGGAACCCCAGCAGCAUCUAGGCCAAACACCGCUAAGAACACACCUGCACCUCCUACUUCCCUACCUCCAGUUCCAAAGAUCCCAAUGGUUGAUUCCGGGAUGGUGACCGAACCAUGGGAACCGGAACCAACGACUCCACAAGCUGCUGUACCCAGUUUGGCUAUUGGUGCCAUCGCUGGUACUGCCGCUACUAAAGCGGCCGAGAUGAUUAGUGAUAAGCAUUCAUCAACAGGUACUCAGGUUCGUGCCGAAACGUCUGACGCGGCAAGCCAAUGGCAUGAUGAGCAGCUCAACAAUUUCCUUCAGGUUGGGUCCCAGGAAAGCGCCCGGCCCGUCUCCACUUCGACGUAUAGCGAUAAUGGCUCGCAAUACGAUCCUGUUGUUAUGGAUGAAAAGCUCUCCAGAUUCCCGUCUCCUCCAACUUCCGGUGCCGAAACCCCGAGGGCUACACCCCCUACAGUAUCUUCCCGGUUAACUAUGUCGUCAAUCUACUCUGAGGAUGUUGAGCCUGAGAGCCCCAGGUCUAGUUUUGCCGCUCCGUUAGCCAUGUCUACGAUCUACUCCGAGCAUGUCGAACCUGAAAGCCCUAGGUCUAUUCCUACCGCUCGGUUGACCAUGUCGUCAAUUUACUCAGAGUAUGUCGAGCCUGAAAGCCCGAAGCUGAACCCUACUGCUCCCUUGGCCAUGUCUACGAUCUACUCUGAGCAUGUAGAGCCUAUAGAGCCAGAAGUUCCAGCCACUCCCGAACCGAAACAGAUCCGGCCAAGCACCCCCAACGUUAAGCCUAUGCCUGCUCCUUUGGUAUUCUCAUCUAUUCAGUCCGUUAAUACUGAACCCAUUGAGCCGCUCUCGCCACGUAGUCCACGAAGAGAUGCUAUCAUCAUUCCAAGAGACGACCCAGAAGCCCAGUCGAUUGUGAAGGCAGAUGAUCCGGAAACCCCCAAAUCCGGUUUCCUCGGAUCUGUCUUUAGCUGGAAUAAAAAGGCGCCUGGCGCAAUGGCCAUUGCUGAAGACGAGACCAGGCAGUCACCAAGCGACUCGCCUAGGAUCGAGACCCCUGAAUCUCAGCGGCCGUUCAAAGAGUUGUCCAACAACACUAAUGAGAGAGCUGCGAAGAGUCACCGAAUAGAAACGACGGAUGAAAGUUCGCAGACUGCUUUGACAGCUGAACAGAUUGACGAAAUGCUCCGGAAUAAGAGACAGUCUGCCAUCCGUGCUGAAGAUGGUCAAAAGUCGCCUGUUUCUCCGCGUGCUACUGGUGUUCCUUUGGCGCUCCGGCCUCGGAAAUCACAGGAUAGUGUUGGGAGUACGGUUCGCGCAAGACCAUCUAGUUCUCGAAAUGGAUCGAUAUCAAGCAUCCACCCACCGCUACCCGCCGACUCUAAGCAAGUCAUCGCCGCUGCUGCCCAACGUACUGGCUCGUCGAGUGGCGGUCAAGGUACCAUAGGCGCCUCGGCUCAGCGUUCAGACUCGUCCGCCGGAGGCCCUGGUUCUAUGGGCCCUCCUCCACCACCUGCUCUUGCCAAUCGAAACAACUCGUCAUUCAGACCUCGUACACCCUCGCAGAUCCCAAAAAGCCCAUUGUUGAGAGAUGGGACAACCCCUAGACCCAUGCACUCAUCUAAUGGGCCUCGAUUGCAGUCUCCUGCUGGUACUGGAAGAUCCCGAGCCUCCUCUGUAUCCUCAUUUGCUUCUGAGCUUGAUACUCGGUUCAAUAUCAGACCGGGCAUGGCAGUACCGCAGGGCGUGGAGCCUGGUACUGACCCAAGGAUGAUCAAUGCAAUCACGCAGACAAUGAUUGGAGAAUACCUCUGGAAAUAUACCCGUAAGGCUGGUCGUGGAACAAUGUCCGAAAAGCGACAUCGCCGCUAUUUCUGGGUUCACCCAUAUACAAGAACUCUCUACUGGAGUGACCACCCAUCACAGGCAGGUAAAACGGGGAUGGCAAAGAGCGUAUCAAUCGACGCUGUAAGGGUCGUAACGGACGACAACCCUAUGCCCCCCGGGUUGCAUCGCAAGAGUUUGAUCAUCGUGACCUCUGGCCGCACUGUCAAGUUCACUGCAACGACAGGACAGCGUCACGAAACUUGGUUCAAUGCACUGUCUUACUUGCUCCUCCGAACUGGAGAAGAAGCUGUUGGGGACACGGGUUCAAUCGCCCAAGGGGCUCUGACGAGAGAAGAUGUAGCUGAAUUCAAUCCAGGGUAUGGUAACAGCAGUACACGUCGAGGCCCUACCUCGCUUUCAUCAUACAACAGCCGCACAACUCGUAAUGACUCUCCCUCGCGCAAAUCUAGUCAAGCCUCAGCGAGUCGUCCACCUCUGCAUGCCUCGACUUCCUCACGCAUGUCGAUGGGGACCCUUUCACGGCUAACCAAUUACUGGAAACCUGCAAAGGACGUUGCUCUAGGUACCUCAAAGAGCAGACACAGCAUUGGACGGAAUAGUGCAAGCAUCUACGAGGCUUCCGAGGUCCACGAUAGCGCUGAAGACUUGAGAGAAAUGAUCGAGAAACAAGAUCGGGAAUCUGAUAGGCUUGAGAAUGUACGAGCAUGUUGUGAUGGCAAACACGAUGUUGGCCAUCUACAUAGCUCAACUAAGAGUCGCCAUUCAUAUGGCAAUCGUGCACCCAGCCGAACGAGUGUCAGACGCGGAGAUUAA
Messenger RNA from Venustampulla echinocandica, 4659 nucleotides. RefSeq lists its product as uncharacterized. The record is from RefSeq and is a predicted model, not a curated record. NCBI's taxonomy places the organism in Eukaryota, Fungi, Ascomycota, Leotiomycetes, Helotiales, Pleuroascaceae. The transcript is spliced from 3 exons. Gene Ontology annotation, molecular function: phospholipid binding; tubulin binding. Gene Ontology annotation, cellular component: cell cortex; mitochondrion. Gene Ontology annotation, biological process: microtubule cytoskeleton organization; dynein-driven meiotic oscillatory nuclear movement; establishment of mitochondrion localization. The coding region runs from base 1 to 4659 and encodes 1552 amino acids.